AUGGUGGGUGAAUGGAUGGCUCGCCUUCAGCAGUUGCAACAGACCUCCACUUCCUCCUUCCCUUCCUCGCCCCUGUCCUCGUCACCAGCACCACCAGCACCACCACCACCACCGCCAUCAGCAGCAGCGGGCAGUAGUGUGGGGUCGACAGUAGGGGGUGUGGAGCCACUAGUGGGACCACUUAGACCACAGAGCAGCGACGAGGCGUCACUGGCGUCUCUGCUGGCGCGGUCGGACCUGGUGGUCACUCGCAGGGUGGAGUGGGGCAACGUGCUGCUGGGGUACGAGCAGAGCAACCAGUAUGCUAUCAUGGAUGCGCACACAGGCCAGAACGUGGGGGCUAUUGUGGAGAGCAGCAACUGGCUCAUGCGUCAGUUCCUGAGGGCGCAUCGCCCCUUCACCGCAUCCAUCCACGACGCACACGGCACGCUCCUGCUCACCGUGCGGCGGCCCAUGUUUUUCAUCACCAGCACCAUCUAUGUUGAUCUGCCUGGUCAGGUGCGGGACCGGAGCUGCAGUCCCAGGUGCGGGACUGGAGCUGCAGUCCCAGGUGCGGGACUGGAGCUGCAGUCCCAGGUGCGGGACUGGAGCUGCAGUCCCAGGUGCGGGACUGGAGCUGCAGUCCCAGGUGCGGGACUGGAGCUGCAGUCCCAGGUGAGGGACUGGAGCUGCAGUCCCAGGUGCGGGACUGGAGCUGCAGUCCCAGGUGCGGGACUGGAGCUGGGGACUGGAGCUGCAGUCCCAGGUGCGGGACUGGAGCUGCAGUCCCAGGUGCGGGACUGGAGCUGCAGUCCCAGGUGGGGGACUGGAGCUGCAGUCCCAGGUGCGGGACUGGAGCUGCAAUCCCAGGUGCGGGACUGGAGCUGCAGUCCCAGGUGCGGGACUGGAGCUGCAGUCCCAGGUGCAGGACUGGAGCUGCAGUCCCAGGUGCGGGACUGGAGGUGCAAUCCCAGGUGCGGGACUGGAGCUGCAGUCCCAGUCCCAGCUGCGGGACUGGAGCUGCAGUCCCAGCUGCGGGACUGGAGCUGCAGUCCCAGCCCAGGUGCGUGGACUGGAGCUGCAGUCCCAGGUGCGGGAAUGGAGCUGCAGUCCCAGGUGCGGGACUGGAGCUGCAGUCCCAGGUGCGGGACUGGAGCUGCAGUCCCAGCUGGGGGACUGGAGCUGCAGUUCCAGGUGCGGGACUGGAGCUGCAAUCCCAGGUGCGGGACUGGAGCUGCAGUCCCAGGUGCGGGACUGGAGCUGCAGUCCCAGCUGGGGGACUGGACCUGCAGUCCCAGGUGCGACACUGGAGCUGCAGUCCCAGGUGCGGGACUGGAGCUGCAGUCCCAGGUGCGGGACUGGAGCUGCAGUCCCAGGACUGGAGCUGCAGUCCCAGCUGGGGGACUGGAGCUGCAGUCCCAGGUGCGGGACUGGAGCUGCAGUCCCAGGUGCGGGACUGGAGCUGCAGUCCCAGGUGCGGGACUGGAGCUGCAGUCCCAGCUGGGGGACUGGAGCUGCAGUCCCAGGUGCGGGACUGGAGCUGCAGUCCCAGGUGCGGGACUGGAGCUGCAGUCCCAGGUGCGGGACUGGAGCUGCAGUCUUAGGUGCGGGACUGGAGCUGCAGUCCCAGCUGGGGUACUGGACCUGCAGUCCCAGGUGCGGGACUGGAACUGCAGUCCCAGCUGCGGGACUGGAGCUGCAGUCCCAGGUGCGGGACUGGAGCUGCAGUCCCAGGUGCGGGACUGGAGCUGCAGUCCCAGGUGCGGGACUGGAGCUGCAGUCCCAGGUGCGGGACUGGAGCUGCAGUCCCAGGUGCGGGACUGGAGCUGCAGUCCCAGGUGCGGGACUGGAGCUGCAGUCCCAGGUGCGGGACUGGAGCUGCAGUCCCAGCUGGGGGACUGGAGCUGCAUUCCCAGGUGCGGGACUGGAGCUGCAGUCCCAGGUGCGGGACUGGAGCUGCAGUCCCAGGUGCGGGACUGGAGCAGCAGUCCCAGGUGCGGGACUGGAGCUGCAGUCCCAGGUGCGGGACUGGAGCUGCAGUCCCAGGUGCGGGACUGGAGCUGCAGUCCCAGGACUGGAGCUGCAGUCCCAGCUGGGGGACUGGAGCUGCAGUCCCAGGUGCGGGACUGGAGCUGCAGUCCCAGGUGCGGGACUGGAGCUGCAGUCCCAGGUGCGGGACUGGAGCUGCAGUCCCAGGUGCGGGACUGGAGCUGCAGUCCUAGGUGCGGGACUGGAGCUGCAGUCCCAGGUGCGGGACUGGAGCUGCAGUCCCAGGUGCGGGACUGGAGCUGCAGUCCCAGGUGCGGGACUGGAGCUGCAGUCCCAGGUGCGGGACUGGAGCUGCAGUCCCAGCUGGGGGACUGGACCUGCAGUCCCAGGUGCGACACUGGAGCUGCAGUCCCAGGUGCGGGACUGGAGCUGCAGUCCCAGGUGCGGGACUGGAGCUGCAGUCCCAGGUGCGGGACUGGAGCUGCAGUCCCAGGUGCAGGACUGGAGCUGCAGUCCCAGGUGCGGGACUGGAGCUGCAGUCCCAGCUGGGGGACUGGAGCUGCAGUCCCAGGUGCGGGACUGGAGCUGCAGUCCCAGGUGCGGGACUGGAGCUGCAGUCCCAGGUGCGGGACUGGAGCUGCAGUCCCAGGUGCGGGACUGGAGCUGCAGUCCCAGGUGCGGGACUGGAGCUGCAGUCCCAGGUGCGGGACUGGAGCUGCAGUCCCAGGUGCGGGACUGGAGCUGCAGUCCCAGGUGCGGGACUGGAGCUGCAGUCCCAGGUGCGGGACUGGAGCUGCAUUCCCAGGUGCGGGACUGGAGCUGCAGUCCCAGGUGCGGGACUGGAGCUGCAUUCCCAGGUGCGGGACUGGAGCUGCAGUCCCAGGUGCGGGACUGGAGCUGGGGACUGGAGCUGCAGUCCCAGGUGCGGGACUGGAGCUGCAGUCCCAGGUGCGGGACUGGAGCUGCAGUCCCAGGUGCGGGACUGGAGCUGCAGUCCCAGGUGCGGGACUGGAGCUGCAGUCCCAAGUGCGGGACUGGAGCUGCAGUCCUAGGUGCGGGACUGGAGCUGCAGUCCCAGGUGCGGGACUGGAGCUGCAGUCCCAGGUGCGGGACUGGAGCUGCAGUCCCAGGUGCGGGACUGGAGCUGCAGUCCCAGGUGCGGGACUGGAGCUGCAGUCCCAGCUGGGGGACUGGACCUGCAGUCCCAGGUGCGACACUGGAGCUGCAGUCCCAGGUGCGACACUGGAGCUGCAGUCCCAGGUGCGGGACUGGAGCUGCAGUCCCAGGUGCGGGACUGGAGCUGCAGUCCCAGGUGCGGGACUGGAGCUGCAGUCCCAGGUGCGGGACUGGAGCUGCAGUCCCAGGUGCGGGACUGGAGCUGCAGUCCCAGGUGCGGGACUGGAGCUGCAGUCCCAGGUGCGGGACUGGAGCUGCAGUCCCAGGUGCGGGACUGGAGCUGCAGUCCCAGGUGCGGGACUGGAGCUGCAGUCCCAGGUGCGGGACUGGAGCUGCAGUCCCAGGUGCGGGACUGGAGCUGCAGUCCCAGGUGCGGGACUGGAGCUGCAGUCCCAGGUGCGGGACUGGAGCUGCAGUCCCAGCUGGGGUACUGGACCUGCAGUCCCAGGUGCGGGACUGGAGCUGCAGUCCCAGGUGCGGGACUGGAGCUGCAGUCCCAGGUGCGGGACUGGAGCUGCAGUCCCAGGUGCGGGACUGGAGCUGCAGUCCCAGGUGCGGGACUGGAGCUGCAGUCCCAGGACUGGAGCUGCAGUCCCAGCUGGGGGACUGGAGCUGCAGUCCCAGGUGCGGGACUGGAGCUGCAGUCCCAGGUGCGGGACUGGAGCUGCAGUCCCAGGUGCGGGACUGGAGCUGCAGUCCCAGGUGCGGGACUGGAGCUGCAGUCCUAGGUGCGGGACUGGAGCUGCAGUCCCAGGUGCGGGACUGGAGCUGCAGUCCCAGGUGCGGGACUGGAGCUGCAGUCCCAGGUGCGGGACUGGAGCUGCAGUCCCAGGUGCGGGACUGGAGCUGCAGUCCCAGCUGGGGGACUGGACCUGCAGUCCCAGGUGCGACACUGGAGCUGCAGUCCCAGGUGCGGGACUGGAGCUGCAGUCCCAGGUGCGGGACUGGAGCUGCAGUCCCAGGUGCGGGACUGGAGCUGCAGUCCCAGGUGCAGGACUGGAGCUGCAGUCCCAGGUGCGGGACUGGAGCUGCAGUCCCAGCUGGGGGACUGGAGCUGCAGUCCCAGGUGCGGGACUGGAGCUGCAGUCCCAGGUGCGGGACUGGAGCUGCAGUCCCAGGUGCGGGACUGGAGCUGCAGUCCCAGGUGCGGGACUGGAGCUGCAGUCCCAGGUGCGGGACUGGAGCUGCAGUCCCAGGUGCGGGACUGGAGCUGCAGUCCCAGGUGCGGGACUGGAGCUGCAGUCCCAGGUGCGGGACUGGAGCUGCAGUCCCAGGUGCGGGACUGGAGCUGCAGUCCCAGGUGCGGGGACUGGAGCUGCAGUCCCAGGUGCGGGACUGGAGCUGCAGUCCCAGGUGCGGGACUGGAGCUGCAGUCCCAGGUGCGGGACUGGAGCUGCAGUCCCAGGUGCGGGACUGGAGCUGGGGACUGGAGCUGCAGUCCCAGGUGCGGGACUGGAGCUGCAGUCCCAGGUGCGGGACUGGAGCUGCAGUCCCAGGUGGGGGACUGGAGCUGCAGUCCCAGGUGCGGGACUGGAGCUGCAGUCCCAGCUGGGGACUGGAGCUGCAGUCCCAGGUGCGGGACUGGAGCUGCAGUCCCAGGUGCGGGACUGGAGCUGCAGUCCCAGGUGCGGGACUGGAGCUGCAGUCCCAGGUGCGGGACUGGAGCUGCAGUCCCAGGUGCGGGACUGGAGCUGCAGUCCCAGGUGCGGGACUGGAGCUGCAGUCCCAGGUGCGGGACUGGAGCUGCAGUCCCAGCUGGGGGACUGGACCUGCAGUCCCAGGUGCGACACUGGAGCUGCAGUCCCAGGUGCGGGACUGGAGCUGCAGUCCCAGGUGCGGGACUGGAGCUGCAGUCCCAGGUGCGGGACUGGAGCUGCAGUCCCAGGUGCAGGACUGGAGCUGCAGUCCCAGGUGCGGGACUGGAGCUGCAGUCCCAGCUGGGGGACUGGAGCUGCAGUCCCAGGUGCGGGACUGGAGCUGCAGUCCCAGCUGGGGGACUGGAGCUGCAGUCCCAGGUGCGGGACUGGAGCUGCAGUCCCAGGUGCGGGACUGGAGCUGCAGUCCAAGGUGCGGGACUGGAGCUGCAGUCCCAGGUGCGGGACUGGAGCUGCAGUCCCAGGUGCGGGACUGGAGCUGCAGUCCCAGGUGCGGGACUGGAGCUGCAUUCCCAGGUGCGGGACUGGAGCUGCAGUCCCAGGUGCGGGACUGGAGCUGCAGUCCCAGGUGCGGGACUGGAGCUGCAGUCCCAGGUGCGGGACUGGAGCUGCAGUCCCAGCUGCGGGACUGGAGCUGCAGUCCCAGCUGGGGGACUGGAGCUGCAGUCCCAGGUGCGGGACUGGAGCUGCAGUCCCAGGUGCGGGACUGGAGCUGCAGUCCCAGGUGCGGGACUGGAGCUGCAGUCCUAGGUGCGGGACUGGAGCUGCAGUCCCAGGUGCGGGACUGGAGCUGCAGUCCCAGGUGCGGGACUGGAGCUGCAGUCCCAGGUGCGGGACUGGAGCUGCAGUCCCAGGUGCGGGACUGGAGCUGCAGUCCCAGCUGGGGGACUGGACCUGCAGUCCCAGGUGCGACACUGGAGCUGCAGUCCCAGGUGCGGGACUGGAGCUGCAGUCCCAGGUGCGGGACUGGAGCUGCAGUCCCAGGUGCGGGACUGGAGCUGCAGUCCCAGGUGCGGGACUGGAGCUGCAGUCCCAGGUGCGGGACUGGAGCUGCAGUCCCAGGUGCGACACUGGAGCUGCAGUCCCAGGUGCGGGACUAGAGCUGCAGUCCCAGGUGCGGGACUGGAGCUGCAGUCCCAGGUGCGGGACUGGAGCUGCAGUCCCAGGUGCGGGACUGGAGCUGCAGUCCCAGCUGGGGGACUGGAGCUGCAGUCCCAGGUGCGGGACUGGAGCUGCAGUCCCAGGUGCGGGAACCAUGGCGCGCCCGGGCACCAUGACGCGCCAGGAUUGCUUCUAUUGCACAGAUCCUACUUUUAUCCCUCCCUUUGAGCCGGUCGCUUUAACUCCUUCCCUCCGCAACUAUGCUCGUCGUUUCGUGCAGCAAGCAGCAGUUUGCGAGGGUGGUUAA
Closterium sp. Naga37s-1 is the source of this 6207-nucleotide messenger RNA. The record is from the annotation of a GenBank genome assembly. NCBI's taxonomy places the organism in Eukaryota, Viridiplantae, Streptophyta, Zygnematophyceae, Desmidiales, Closteriaceae.